Molecule: messenger RNA, 999 nt
Organism: Rotaria socialis
Lineage: Eukaryota; Metazoa; Rotifera; Eurotatoria; Philodinida; Philodinidae
Source: the annotation of a GenBank genome assembly
AUGCCGACUCAAAUCUUUCUCAUUUCACCAAAACAAACCCGAGCCUAUAAACCACUGAAAUUAUCGAAGAGUGAUAGACCUACUCGAUGUGCAGACAUUUCUGAGUCAACAUCUACUACUCUAGCUAAUGAACAAACAAUAUCCUCAAGCGGCACUAAAUUAUUAGCAAUGAAAGCAAUGCCAUCUGUACGAAUGAGUCCACCUCAACAAUUGCACGACAGUUGUUUUGAUUGGGAUGAUGAAAAUCGGCGUUUUGGUCAAAUUUCAAAAUUACUCCAACAAAUCGAAUUAUCUGGUGAAUUACAAGGUCAAACUUUACUUCAUUUGGCUGCUAAACUCGGACAUGAAGAAAUAAUGAGAACGUUAAUUACGGAAACAUCACAUAUGAAUAGUUUAUUAAAUACGCGCGGCCAAACACCUUUGCUUUGUGCUAUCGAAGCUGGAUCAACAUCAACAGCAACGUUAUUAAUGGAACAAGAUCCAAUGUCAUUAACAAGUAAAGAUAACAUUGGUUCUAGUGUGUUCCAUUAUGCAACUGAACAUUGCAAUGAUAUUAUUUUAAGUCGAGCGAUUGCACUACUCAAACGACUUAGUUCAAGUGCUGCACGACUUACUGCUCUUCAACGACUUGUUGAAAAAAAUGCCAAUGGUAAAACGCCAUUUGUAAUUGCAGUUGAAAAAGUCGAUUUUAUCAAUGCUGAUUCAAUGAAAACAACCAUUGAUAAAGAUAAAUUCGACAUUGCUUCAUAUUUUGUGGCUGAUACACGACGUUUUGCUGCUAUUAUACGAAUACAAAUUGAUGUCAAUGGUCGUGCCUAUAAUGUACUUGAGUAUUCUAUUGCAUUGAAGAAAACUGCGUUCCUUCGAACAUUUAUCACUGUAAGAAUUCCAGGUGAUGAACGAGAACUUUAUAGAUCCUAUAAAAAAAUUUUAAAACACUAUAAUUUUGGUUAUUCGGGUUCAAGUUAUAUGAUCAAACUCCGAUACAACGAAUGUUAA